AUGUCCAACAUCCAUGUACGCGCACGCGCGCGCGCGCGCGUGUGUGUGUGUGUGCAGAACAAAUCCGUCUCCUACCGCGUCGUGCACACUGCACCGUGACAGUCAACAACUGAAUCGAUGUCGGCCUCGGUGUGGGCCGCGCGUUUGGAAGCGCACGGGCGAUGGCUCCUCCCCGUCCUGGGGUUCUACAACGGUGCCGUCAUAUCCUGGACGAUCAACGUAAGUAAACUGGCUGAUAUUCACCUGUGUCGUGUGAGACGUUUCCCAGACAUGAUGUGACGGUCCCUCUUCAUUCGUAGUCUUGGAUCCACCUUGACCGCUUUUACAGCGAACUCGAACGAAAAAAAUGGUUGUUCAGCAGCGAGCGUAUGGUCUGGGAGGUAGUGCGCAAAUUCAGGCGCGAGGAGCUGGAGCAGCUGGCUCAGUUGAAAGACCAGCAAGAGCGGAUGCGUCAAUCAAACCUGGGCAAGUAG
Messenger RNA from Microbotryum saponariae, 473 nucleotides. Lineage: Eukaryota; Fungi; Basidiomycota; Microbotryomycetes; Microbotryales; Microbotryaceae. The record is from the annotation of a GenBank genome assembly.